CAGAGUGUAAACUUAGGCAUACUUGAAUGAUGGAUAUUUUAGUGUAUUCGCAAGGAUUUUAGCUACAAAAUGUAUGAUACUGGAUAGCAAUGUCAAAUAUUCGUGUUGCAGUCAGAGUUCGACCACUAAGUAACAAAGAACAAGAGGAUGGCAGCCAAGAAAUAGUUCAGGUCAAUGAAAAUGUAGUCCGGAUCGAAAAUAUUAAGGUCCGUGGAGUUCCAGAGUUUGGUGAUACAGCUCGUGCACGUGCCCGCGACUUCACAUUCGACCAUGUGUACGACAGUGUACAAGGCAACGCUCCAUGCGCAUCGCAGGCUCAGGCAUCGAACCCCCUUGGACCCUGGGCUGAAGCUGGCAAUCACCUUGAGGUUUUUGGCGACCGGAAGCAGGUACCACGAUCUUGCGAUUGCGUUUCGUGUCCCACACAACACCAUCGCACUUUUCAGCCCGAGGUGUGUCAGGCCAUCUACGACGUAUACGAGGAUGAGAUGUGGGCCACUCCCCAGACAGAAGAUGAAUGGCGCCCGGUGGCCGAGGGAUUCGGAGACAGGUGGAACUUCCCCCACUGUUGUGGCGCGAUCGAUGGGAAGCACGUCGCAAUCAAGAAGCCCCCCAAGAGUGGCUCACUCUACUACAACUAUAAAGGCUUCUUUUCUAUCGUCAUGCUUGCGGUGGUAGACUCGAACUACAAGUUCAUCUGGGUGGAUGUGGGGUCACCAGGGUCGUGUUCCGAUGCCGACAUCUUUAACCGGUCGCGGCUAGAGCCAGGUCUUCGUGAGGGAACGAUCGGACUCCCCCAACCGGAUUCCCUGCCUAAUGACGACCGGGACACACCCUACAACAUGGUCGGAGACGACGCCUUCCCCCUUCGGCAAUACAUGUUAAAGCCCUACCCUCAUCGUCACCUGGCACGGGACGAGCGGAUCUUCAAUUACCGGUGUUCCAGGGCACGCCGUGUGGUUGAAAAUGCGUUUGGUAUACUUGCCAAUCGCUUCAUAAGUCUUCUAACAACCCUGGGAAUGAGACCGUCGACAGUUACUAAGACCGUCAUGGCCUGCAUGACCCUACACAACCUCAUGAGGACUCGUUACCCCAACAUUCAGUAUGCCGAUCUCGACCGGGAAGAUGAGCAGGGCCAGUUCAUCGCGGGUGCAUGGCGAGACCAAGCCGUGCUCGAAGAUGUGCAAGCAGCAGGGAACGAACCAAGAUUGACCGGACCAGGCAAAGAACUGCGCGCAUACCUCAAGAAUUACUUUUGCAGUCCUGCCGGGAGUGUGCCAUGGUCUUCAAUGAUCUUGGUGCACAGGUUCUCCACAAUGCGUUCGGCGGGUUUAACGCCUGCGUGUUCGCGUACGGGCAGACAGGCUCUGGCAAGACACACACAAUGAUGGGAUAUCCGAUCUGAGUCAGGGGUCAGGCGUCUUCCCAGAGUAGCUUAAACGAAGCAGGAACGGGAACAUCAGUGUGAUAUGGUUACCAUGACAACAAUUAGCUAGUGACCACCUGUUAAAACGAGGACGAAUUUUUUUCUGAAUCUAAAGACGUUUGUAAACUCUGGAAUGUUAUGAUCCCAAUUUGUGAAUGAGCUAGAAAAUUCUGCUGUUUAAAUGCACCUGAAUGAGUUGUGUGUAGGUAACUGGUUUAUGGAAAUUGCACAGGCCCUUUACAUUGUUACAGAUUUUGUUAAUUGUGUUACAGAUUCUGUGUGACACUGUUACAAAUUUUAUUAGUGUUCUAUUCUAAUUGUGAAACAGAUUCUGUGUGACAUUGUUACAGAUUUUAUAAGUGGUCCAUGUCAUGUUAACCAAUAAAUGCAUGUAGAAAUGCCAUAUUUAUGUCCACUAUGCAAAGAAAAAAAAUUCUUUUAUCAUAGAAAAUAGCGUCAAAUAAAUCAUUUUGAUGUUUAAAAUACAUAUAUUCAACCACAUUAAAUAGAAAACACUGGACUUCUGAUUUUUGAAUACUAAUUAAUCAGUGAUAUAAUUAUGGUUUGAAAUUGUCUAGAAAUUAAUCGAUGAAACAACUGUAAGGGCUAUGAAACAUUUAGUUUUAUUUACUUAAUUGGUAAUUUUCAACCUGUAUUGGGACCAAAAAAUUCGGGUAUGGAAAUUUUAGUUCAGAUUUGUUUCUAUUGCAAGGAACAUAACAAUUUUAUGUAUAUUUUGUUACAUUUAUUCUUUUGUUAGAGGAUACAAUAAUGUCUGUUACUUAGUUGGCUCAUUUUUACGCAUCAUUUUGUUUUGUUCUGUCUUGUGUACAAAAUCGUGCAGUUACGCCAUUAACCUGGAAACAUGAAUUUUGAUAUAUAUAUUUGUUAUUGAUUAUUGUCACAAACUGUUGCGAUAUAAGUUUCUGUUUAUGAUUUAUGACUUAUUACAUGUAAUGAUUUAGUUAUAUGUUGCUGGCAUGAUGUUGUUUGGCAUUAAAUUUAAGGACUUCAGCAUGCGUUGCAAACAAAUUUAGAAAAUCCUUAUUUUAAUUUGGUAUUAAAGGGACUAGACACCUGAUGGUCCCGAUAUCGGCCAGUAAUACAUAAUUUCACACGAUUCAAAGGCUAUUUUGUCAUUGUCUUACCUGUUUAAAAUUAGCGCAUAAUGGUUUCCCAGUUUAAAGUGUGUAUAUUUUGCAUGCGAUAAUAACAGUUGCAUAUAUUGGCGCUAUUUUAAAAUUUAUUCGGAUUUACGUGGUAGACAAAGCCAGUAAAUUUCAAAUCGGAAAAAUACGCAAAAGGCGAAAGAUACAAUCAUGUUUUGUAAGCAAUGUGUUACACCAGUAAGUUUUAAUGUGUAGAAUCAAUUUUUUUUAAGUUUUUGACAAUUUUCUUUUUCUUGCAAUGGUAUCAUCUGGUGUCUAGUCCCUUUAAGUGUUCUGUUUCAUAAGCAAUAUCCAUUGAGUACAGAAUUGUACUGCAGAUAGUAUGGGGUUAAUUGUCAUAGAAUAUUCUAAUCACUGCCUGCAUGCUAUAGAUCAUGUUAUGUUUCUUGACAAUUGCUCCCCAGUCCAUUUCAGAAAGAUCAUGAAAUUCAUUUUUUUUUAAAAGGAAAUCAUACUUGACCUGAAUUAUUUUUCUGUGCAUUAUCUGUCCUAACAUAUCAUCAUCCAUUGAAAAUUUGAUAUGAAAGUGCAUGAUGAAAGCCAUAUUCACUGUACCGAUUUUCUGUUGAUAAAAAUUGACAUGUAAAAAUAAUCGUGUAGGUAUUUGAAUUUUUUUGCUUAUAAGAUGAUGAAUACGCUUCAAACAAUAUGGUAAUUGAAAAUAUUUUGGAUUGGUGUUAUGUAGUUUAACUUUUUAUUUAUUAUAGAUUAAAAAUAUUUAUGUAGAAAUGUUAUAGACAAAUAAAAAUAUAAGUUAAUAGUGACACAUGCUAAUUUUAAUUGAUACAGGGUGUUUUUCAUACACAUCAUCAAAUAACGCAAGGUUAAUGGCCUGAAAUAAAAUAUUGAAUUUUCUUCUCCCAUGACCAAACUGCAAAAAUCAGCUUGACCGAAAUGAUUUUAAUCCUUAUAUUUAAAGAUAAGAUUAUUUAUUUUGAUUUUGUAUUCUUGACCAAGCUUGUUUAAAUUCAAAUAUUUGUCGACUCUGACCAACACAGUAUAUCUCUCUGGGUCGUGGAAGUAAACCAAAGAACAUAUUGCAUCUUGCCUUACAGAUUCUUUUCAAAUUUGUACAUAUCUCAGAUUUGUCAUAAUCUUUAUGUGCCACUGAAAAUCUGUGAUAAAUUUAAAUCUCGUCGAAUUUCUGUGGUAUAUCUGUCAUAUAAUGUGAAUUGUACACUUAAACCUCAUAUUUUCAAAUGAUAAAGACCACAAUUGUAGUCUUCAGUGUCAAAUUCAAUGUGUUUGCCUUCAAACUAAUGAUUUAUUAUUGGCUAAGAACUACCAUCCUCUUUAUUGUGAUGACUUUUGCAAGUAUUCUUUCCUCUUUUGUUAUGAAGUUGUACACAGGGAUGAUGAUCGGAAACAUGAAAAUAAUCUGGAAUUCUAUCCCGAAGCAGGGUGAAAUUCUAUCCCGAAGCAGGGUGAAAUUCUAUCCCGAAGCAGGGUGAAGGGGCUAAGAUCCUUGAUGAAAUAUUGUUUCCAAGACCCUUAACAUUCAUUUCUACGAACUCCUUACAAUUUUGAUGCAAACGUCCAGCAUAUUAACCAACUUUACGACUCUAUGCUAGCAUUUAAACAGAUUUAGGUGGUAGAAAUAAACACAUGCCUGCAAGCCCUGGACUGUUAAAUAGUAGGGCUAGUUCAAAAAUUUGAUGCCAAGCAUAAGUAUAAGAUUUCGGUCUUGUUCAUCCAAAAGUCUAAUUUCGAUGACUGAGAUUUCAGGAUUAAUUCUGGAUUUUAUCAUUCCUGUGUACAUGUUGCAUAAACAAUUUUUUGUCUACUGUCUUACUAUUGUACAUUAAGUCGUUGAAAUUGCCUUGCUUUCUAAUGGUUACCUAAAAAUGUUGUAUCCUGCUUAAUUUUACAACCAAAUGGUUCUCAAGAUAAAUCCAUCAACCGGAAUCAUGACUUCCUAAUUAUGUGGCUGCAGUCAACAUUUAUGCUUUUGUGGCAGUCAACAAGUUCAGACGCACAAUAAUUAUGUUGUUUUUUUCUAUUUUCUCCAUGUAAGCUGCACAGAAAGUGCCUAAACUAUUUUAUUUCAUACAACCAAAGAAAUAACCUAAUUUGUAUCCUAUUGUUAUCACAAAAAGGUUGUUUUCUGGCUCAAAAUUGAUUAAAUAAUUAAUAUUAUUAUAUAUAUAUAUAUGUUGUGUACUUGCUAUAGAAAAAUGUAUACAAGAUUAAGUUGUUAAGUUGCGAAACACAAUGUGAACAUUAACUUGUAGCUCUAUGUACAUAAAAAAAUGCAGUCACGUUUUAAGUCACUUUGCAAAUUAGUAUUUAAACUUCGCUUAAAGUCAUUUGCAGAAAAAAGAAUUGAAUCAACUUGAAGGCUUACUGAUUAUUGCAUAACCCAUUCUGUUGACCAAACAAAUAAUUUUCCAUGAAAUAGUUCUUUUUGCAAGUACAUAAUAUUUGUAAAUGACAUGUACUGAUCACAGGGUCUCCCAAAAAUUAGAGCAAUUUAUGCAAAAGUAUAAAUAAAAUAAUUCUGGUAAAAAUCAAGUCUCUCAGUAGCACUGUGUUGAUUGAUCAAAAUUCACUGGUCUAAUGUCAGAAUCCCCUGGAAUUCUGGUGAAAAAAAGGUUAAAAUGCCCUGGAAUUCUGGUAAAAAAAUGUCAAAAUCCCCUGAAAUUCUGGGUGAAAAAAGGUCAAAAUCCCCCUUUUCUCUGGGAAAAAAAUGGCAAAAUCCUCUGGAAUUCUGGGGGAAAAGUCAAAAUCCCCCUUUUUUUCUGGAAAAGAAAUAUGUCAAAAUCCCCUGGGAUAGUCUUCAGGAAUUGGCAUGUAAACAUUGUGCACUAAAAGUAGUCUACAAGUACUCGUACAAGAAAUGUUUCGCAACCUCGAUUAUAAAUAACUAAAUCUCAAUAACAUUUAAUUGCUUCUUCGAUUUAAAUUAAGUACAUUUCGGCUAAAGUGUUUUAAGGUUAACCAAGUUAGACAACUGUGCAAUAUUAACACUACAAAAGUAGGGUAUAAAUGUGUUACACUAUUUUUAUUUACACUUGUUGUUUUUCUUUAUAUUACAAGGUAUUGAAAAUACUUAAUUAAUUUAUAUCUUUACAACUAUAAAUGAUUAACAAUGCUGUGAAAUUCUUUUGAAUUAUAUUAUUUUAAGUUGUUUCUGGUAUUUCUCACUUAGUCAUACAUAAAUUUCAUGUAUUUAUAUUAGAUGCUGUUGUAAGUGGACUAUAUUAUGUCUAGCGGACUCAAAAUGAAGUUUAUUUUAUCUUCAGUUUACGCAGACAGCAACUGUAGAAUGUAGUAUUUAGGUUAUAUCAUUAGUGCUUGUUUAAAAUUUAUUUAAUCGUCAACUAGUGUAUCUUGUAGCCCCCACUAAGGGGGGAAAAAGCUUAGAAUAAAGACUUAUUAUAUGAAGGAUUCGGGUGAAAUUACAAAUAGUUCUUUAUGAUUACACGUCUGUAACGCAUGCAUUAUUGUGUUUAAUUUUCCCUUAAGUGUCUAUAUAAUAUUGUUUCUGAUCAAAUAAGACUGGAAAACAAAACCACAUCUGUCCUAAUCUCCAUCAUCUUUAGAGCCUUAAGUACUUUAUUAAAAUCCCAUUUUAAUGCAGUGUAAACGUGUGCAACUGAAUACACUGUACAUAAAUGCAACUGUUACUAUGUCAUUAAUAUCUACUAUUAUAUGAUACAAAAAAAAUCAUGUUUAAUUAUAAAACAUUUUUUUGUGCUAUUGGGGUAGUCCACGUGUAGAUAAUGGAUCAGGGUCAGGCAUAAUAAGUAUGUUGUUUAAACGAACACGUAUUUAUACUGAGUUUCAGAAGACAUGUUCUCGGUUAGAAGUGAAGCCAGUCAUAUUCACUACAGGUUUCUUAAACAACAGGCCCCAAUUUCUCGAAACUUCUUAAGGUUAACAGCUAGGCUUAGGUAGCUUAUUUGAAUUAGAUAAAAUACAUACUGAAAUUGAAUUUUGAUACAUGAAAAAUGGUAAUUUGCGAUCAUCAUAAUCAUAAUUCCUAUUCAAGGUAUAAAAACUCUUAAAGAAGUAAAUAUUAUGCAAAUUAUUGAAAAACAAAAAUAGUGAGCUUAGCUUAACCCUGUUAUAAGGGACUUAAUGAGUUUCGAGAAAUUGGAGCCAGGACUGUCCAUCUAUAUUUAUAUGGGUUUCUUAAAUCCAGGAUUAAUUCUGAAAAUUGAGAGCUUUUGACUUCGUACAAUUCAGUUGUAAAUACUAUUUUUAGCUCAGAAAUGUACAUCAAAAGCAGUAGGAAAUAUCUUUAAAUAAAUAUAAACAAUUUCAAAGGGGUCUAAGCCUCUUGACCCUGCUAUAGGCAUUAAUCCCUCAUACCAAAACAGACUCCCUUUUUUCAAGAUUGACAUUUAACAGCUGUUAGAAACCACUGACAUAAGCUUGCUGCAUGUACAUAAGGCAUAUUAUCAAUAAAUGAAAAUGAAUUGUAUUCAUAACAUAUAAAUAAACUUUGAAGCUGCUCAUGACUGUACAGGUUAGCUUUAUUUCGAGUGAUAAAGUGAAAAGUGAAUAUUUCAGUAUGUCAAACAAUUAUGAAUGGACUUGUAUGUAAAGAAUUUAGGAACAGUGAAUUGAUAUCAUUAUCACAGAGUUGUGUUUGUUACAUUGAAUUUCCUUAUAUAGAUUAUGAUUUAUGAAUAUAUACUAAACAUAGAUAUUACUUAUGUUGCUGCUUCAUGUUCAAUGCCAUACUGGUGUUAAACUUAUUGUUUGCUAAGGAUAAGAUUGUCGUUCAUUUGAACAGUGUUUUUUGUCAUCUGUAACUAUAUGCAUCAUGCCGCUUUCUUCAUGGAUAAAUAAAUCUUCAAUCGCU
This is a messenger RNA of Mya arenaria, 7405 nucleotides long. Its product is annotated as stAR-related lipid transfer protein 9-like. Lineage: Eukaryota; Metazoa; Mollusca; Bivalvia; Myida; Myidae. Gene Ontology annotation, molecular function: ATP binding; microtubule motor activity; microtubule binding. The coding region runs from base 90 to 1388 and encodes 432 amino acids. The transcript is spliced from 7 exons. The record is from RefSeq and is a predicted model, not a curated record. Gene Ontology annotation, biological process: microtubule-based movement.